Peronospora matthiolae is the source of this 531-nucleotide messenger RNA. Lineage: Eukaryota; Oomycota; Peronosporomycetes; Peronosporales; Peronosporaceae. The record is from the annotation of a GenBank genome assembly.
AUGUCCUCUGCUCAAGAUUCCGCCACCAAGAUCUCUAUCGAUAGAUUCGAUGGAGACAACUACGCGACGUGGAGCCGCUACAUGCGUGGCGUGUUCCUGACCAAGUCGACGUGGCACGUGGUCAACCGGGAGACCAUCCCCACCUUCACCGAUCCUCGCGCCAGUGAUGAGUACGUCAAGACGAACAACAUUGCGUUCGGCUUGAUGUCACUUCAAAUGAGCGCGCACUAUCAUCACGUGGUUGAUGACUGCGACGAGGCAUGGGUUGCGUGGACACGGUUGAAGACUCUCUACGGCGGGUCGCAGAAGGCGGGACGGAUCUUCUUGAAGCGGCAGCUGUUCAGCAUGGAGAUGGCGGAAGGCGGCAAUGUGAUGCAUCAUUGCAAUGAAGUUCUCAACAUCAGCGCCAAGCUCAGCAGCAUCGGCGCCAAGAUGGAGGAUGAGGACGUGGCGAUCUGCUUGUUGUGCAGCCUGAUGAGCUUUAGACUUCUUGGUCCGAGUGCAAAACGCAAAGUAAAUAUAUAUUUAUAA